AUGGGCCACAGCUUUACAUACAAAGCCCCCUCUGGGGAAGCCUAUGCAGCCAUCUCUCCGGAGGUUCUCAAACAAUACAGGAACGCUGCACCCGCCAAAAGAGACCCAGAUGUCAGUUAUAUAGGCCAUGAUCCCGAUCUGGUACAGCCCAUGAAUCCAACCCACCAUUCGCAAGUCCAUUCUUCCCGCUUACCCCCAUCUCCACUUUCUCCUACAGGAAGAAUGUCUGUUCCUGUCUAUGGAUACGGAUCUUCUUCUCACGGACCACCUCAAGGAGUACCCCAAGGAGCGUCUCAAGGAAUACCUCAAGGAUACCCUCCUCCUGGAACCUACUCUCCUCACCAAGCCGUUCCCCGGUCCUUUAUAGGUUCCCCAAGUAUGGCUCAAAUGCAAAAGAUGCAACAGAUGCACCACAUGUCGCAAGUACAUAGUCAGAUGGCACAUACUCAAUUGUCUCCGACUCAAAUGCCUCUGUCUCCACAAGCAGAAGGAUACUUUGACCCUCGAUCAGGCCCCUUCCCUCAAGACUACGUUCCAGUGCAGAUACAAUCCACCGUUGAAGGCUCUUCGUUACGACGCAGAAACUCGAGUAAAAGUUCAAAGUCUUCCAAAUCUGCUAAAUCGGCGAGAUCGGCGAAAUCUGCAAAACCUGACCCGCCCAGGCGAGCCUCUACCACCCCCUCUCUCCGCCCUAGCUCCUUGUCGCAGACAGAUAUCGAGCUGUACGAAAGUCCGGCGGUGGGGAAGCUCAUUUCUGUGUUGGAAGAGAGCGUGGCAUUGAAGAAGGCUCAGCAGCAGGAGCGCACGAGCCGCUCAUCUAGAUCCACCUCUGUCAACUCCUCUGCUCCCACUACAGUCAGUUCGGCUGCUUCUUCUGAGUCCACAGACACAGCUCAGCGAAAGUACGAGGCGGAAUUUCUGCGACGUGUACAGGCCAAGGUGGAGCUCCGCAACCAAAAGGUCAAGCAGGCAGCUCUUCUUGGCGAGCGAGGCAUUCGUUUGGUUCCACCAAAGAAGCCUGAAACACCUGGAACGCCCAAACCAGCAGGAUGGGGGGAGUACUUUCCUUGGGCCAAGAAAGCAGACGAACCUGCUGCUUCUGACAUUCCCGUGGAGACAGAGCCAGCAUUUGAGUCCCUGGCUGCCCAGUACUACCAGGAUCUAUUUCAGAUGAUGCGAGACCACGAUGUUCCUGCUGUCGUUGGAGACGCUAUUGUCAAGGGAUACGAAGAGGCCAUUAGGAUUGAAAAGGAGAUCAAAGACGAGACGAUCAAACAAAAAAAGGCCAGGGAAGAGGCUGAAAGGAAGGCAGCUACUCCCGUUGCACCUCCUGUUGCCAACACGCCUGCUUUCCUCACCGUCAUCAUUCACGGUGCCGAAGAAGAAAAGGACUAUGGCUACAAGAUCCCCGUCGACAGUAUCAAGACGUUCAAGGAGUUCAAGAAUCUCAUGAUCUUGACUUUCCCGUACAAGGCCAAACAUUGGCAAAAGGAGUGCUUCCAAGUAUUUGAUGAAACAAACAACUAUUUCAUCAUGGGCCAGUUCUGGGACAAGCUCAUCAAACGAGACACCAUUCUGGCCGUUUCCCUGACUCCCUUGCCUCCGGAGAAGGAAAAGGAACCCAAAGACAAAGGUAAACCCGAAUCUCCAGCCACCCCCAUGCCGGGCAAGAAGAAAAAAGAACCGUCCAAGUUCUCCAAGGCCAUUAUGGCUGACUUUGAUAAAAAGAAAUUCAAUCAGAACACCACCAAAAUGUUCAAGAAGUUCGUGGAGGCCUCCACUCGACCGAUUUAA
Messenger RNA from Yarrowia lipolytica CLIB122, 1794 nucleotides. RefSeq lists its product as uncharacterized. NCBI's taxonomy places the organism in Eukaryota, Fungi, Ascomycota, Dipodascomycetes, Dipodascales. The record is from RefSeq and is a predicted model, not a curated record.